Molecule: messenger RNA, 1083 nt
Organism: Papilio xuthus (Asian swallowtail)
Lineage: Eukaryota; Metazoa; Arthropoda; Insecta; Lepidoptera; Papilionidae
Exons: 8
Coding region: 106-1083 (325 amino acids)
Cellular component (GO): nucleus
Molecular function (GO): zinc ion binding
Source: RefSeq, a predicted model, not a curated record
GUGUCAUGUUAUAACUCACGGGUAGCCAUUUUGUUUUGUCGUGGAAUUAAAUCUUAUUAAUAAAACAAAGUCUAAUUUAAAUACUUUAAAUGAUUUACAAAGUGAAUGUUUAAUUCGAAAAUGAACGUGGAUACAUUGAAACGUAAAAUAUGCAAUACAUGUCUUAGUUUAGAUCGCGAAAUAAUAAUAUUAAAUGAACAAUCAGAUUUAUAUCAAGUUUAUCGACUAUUAAUAUCAGAAUUCGCUGGUGAUCUGGAUCCAUUAUCUGAAAAGGGUUUAAAGGCGUGUUGGGAAUGUAUUGCUAUGAUGAAAAGAUUCAAUAAAUUCAAAAGGCAAGUCAGCAGCGCUCAACAGCAUCUUCAAAGAUUUGGUGAAUCUAAGGACCCAAAUCUUUUAUCAUUUUCUCCGCCUCUAUCAUCACUGCAGAUAUUAAUUAAGCCCGGAUUUGAUAAGAUUUAUAUUGAACAAUCUACAAUGCAAAUAAAUUCACAAAGGAAUAACACAUUAGAGAAAAUAAAGCAUGAACCAGAAGAUAUUGAGAAAGAUAAAGAGAAAUUAGAAGAUUUAAUGGACAAUGGAACAGUAUCACAUAUAGAGGUUAAAAUAGAACCUUUAGCGAUGGAUAUAGGACAAAAAGAUCCAAAUGAACUUGUCCAACCAGAUACACUUAUAUUUGGAACAUCUAAACAACUAAAUCAGACUAAUUUACUGCAAAAUGCAUUACUAAUUGAACCUAAACAAAUAACUCUUGUAAAAGAGCAGAGAAAAAAGAAACGCGUUAAAAAUAAAUCGGAUCUUAGAAGUGGAUAUAUAACUGAAUAUAUGAAUGAAAAUGACAUGCUAGCUUUUAGGGAAGAAGCGAAGAAGAAAAUUUACUACACUGAAGCUGCACACAAGUGUGAAAAUUGUAUCCUUGGCUUCUACACUAAACAGCAUUUAGAGGAACACUAUGAAUUCGCACAUAAAACUAGGGAGGGCACCGCGCCGUGCAAGGUGUGCUACUCGUACGUGGAGGAGGGGCGCGUGUCGCAGCACAUGCAGGGCCACUACGUGCGGCACGUGUGCCGGCUCUGCGGAGGCUAA